UUGACUUCCGGUUGCCCUCAAUGUCAGUCGAUAAUGGUUCCGGGUUUACAUUUUGCCUAAGGUGUUUGACAAGUCAUAUAACAAGGCACAAACACGCUUCUUUUGAGUCAUAACAACUCACACUGCUGUCGUAAGUUUUGGCCGAGAUAGAUGAACAAAGGUGCAUUAUAUAUCAUGAGAUUGUCAUGCAGAGUCACAACACUGCACAUGACAUCGUCCAGGAGGGCAUCCUCAGCUCCUGCUGGGUUCUUCGUCCCUGAUUGCAGCUCCAUAGACACGCAGUCCCUGCAGCUGCUCCAGGAUUUUGUCUCCCGGGCCACAAGGCUCUUUGCCAUCAGCGGCGCUGGUCUCUCCACAGAGUCAGGCAUUCCAGAUUACCGCUCGGAAGGUGUGGGCCUCUACGCCCGCACUGACAGGCGUCCCAUGCAGCAUGUUGAGUUUGUCCGUAGCGCCAAGUCCCGUCAGCGUUACUGGGCAAGGAACUUUCUGGGGUGGCCACAGUUCUCCUCGCAUCAGCCCAACGCAGCUCACAGGGCCCUGCAGCAUUGGGAGGUACAGGGAAAGCUCCACUGGCUGGUGACCCAGAAUGUAGAUGCGCUCCAUUCAAAGGCAGGACAAAAAAAACUCACUGAGCUCCAUGGAUGUGCUCACAGAGUGAUGUGUUUAGGCUGCGGCAGUAUUUCAGCGAGGGAGGAGCUCCAGAGGCGUUUUGUAGAGCUCAACCCAGACUGGAGGGCUCAGGCCGGGGCCGUGGCUCCGGAUGGGGACGUGUUCCUGGAAGACGAGCUGGCUCUCAAUUUCAGGGUUCCCUCCUGUGAGGUCUGUGGAGGAACACUGAAGCCCGAGGUUACCUUCUUCGGUGACUCUGUGAAUAAAGACACAGUGCAGUUUGUGCACAACAAAUUAGCGGAAUCGGAUGCCGUGCUCGUCAUCGGGACAUCGCUGCAGGUCUACUCGGGAUACAGAUUUUUACUGGCAGCCAGCGAUAGAAAUAUACCGGUCGCCAUCGUGAAUAUUGGACCGACGAGGGCAGACCAUUUGUCCCAGCUGAAAGUGAGAGGUCGCUGUGGUGAAGUGCUGUCAAUCAUUCAACCUCUCUGACGAUGGAAUAGGCUGCUACAGCGACCCUUGUGAGGGAGGAUAAGCGGUUCAGUAGAUGGCAAGGACAAACAUCUAAUGACUUGAUGCUAAUGCUAAGAAGAAACGGCAGACAGACAGACACAUGGUUUUAAAACCGCUUCACACUACUUUCACUCACCUCCUGAAAUCAUUUCUGUCUGUUGCAAAUUUACACGCCGAACUGAUCCAAUCUGUCACGCUUGACGAGCCGGACGAGCUCUUUUUGCCCGGUACUCCGCUCAUGUUGCACCCGGUGAGACUAGCUUAACAACGAGGCUGACCAAGGCGGAAGUA
Molecule: messenger RNA, 1413 nt
Organism: Syngnathus acus (greater pipefish)
Lineage: Eukaryota; Metazoa; Chordata; Actinopteri; Syngnathiformes; Syngnathidae
Gene: sirt4
Product: sirtuin 4
Exons: 6
Coding region: 151-1101 (316 amino acids)
Molecular function (GO): NAD-dependent protein lysine deacetylase activity; NAD+ binding
Source: RefSeq, a predicted model, not a curated record